UCUCAUCACUGCCAAGUCCUCCUCUUCCUGGUGGGUCAGUUCUCUCUCUGCCAAUUGAGGACAGAAGGCACACGGAAGCAGGGCAGCAUCUCCUUUUCUCCCAGCCUGUGAUUCUCCUGAUCUCUGUUAAGCAUCCAUCUGGUUGACGCUGAUUUCUAAAAGCAGGAAUCUCUGGAGUUGGACUGAGGGGAAUGAACCGUGAGGGAGCUCCCGGGAAGAGUCCGGAGGAGAUGUACAUUCAGCAGAAAGUUCGGGUCUUGCUCAUGCUGAGGAAGAUGGGAUCAAAUCUGACGGCCAGUGAGGAAGAGUUCCUGCGGACAUAUGCAGGGGUAGUGAGCAGCCAGCUGAGUCAGCUCCCAUCACACUCCAUUGACCAGGGUGCAGAGGACGUGGUCAUGGCAUUUUCCAGGUCGGAGACAGAGGACAGGAGGCAGUAGCCACAAAGCAUCCUGGAAUCCCCUGGAAGCUAACAAGGGCCAUGAGAGCUCUGCCAGUGAGAGAAGCUGGCUGAUUGCACCAGGUCCCCUGUCCUUCCCCCUCCUUCCCACUCUUUAAGCCCCCAACCCCCUCUUACCCUGCCCUGGAAAGCACCUCCCAGCCCCACUACUCAGCUGGCUGUGUUACCAUGGAAGAGACCAGUGGUGCACAUGGGAUUGGCUCAAAGGGAUGGACUCUGCAAUUGGCUACAGGGAGAAAUCUUUUUAUUUUUUAAAUCCUGACCAAUGGAAACCUUUUCUUUUUAUUUCUGCCUCUUUCACCACCUCAUCCUUUCUCUUGCUAUCUGGGCACAGAACUUCCCAGGAAGCUCUUCUAUGCCUUGGUGCUUUAUUUAGGUCAUUUUUAGGAAUGUGAAAAGGUUUUGAUUGGCUGCCUAAAACUGGAAACAACUCUUGAUUGGCUGGUGAAAGGAAAAUACUUCUCUCUUUGAUUGGUUUCAGGUAUUCUGCUGAGCUCAACAACUUGAUUCUGAGUACAGAGAACAGGGUUUGGGGCAUUGGCUGUUACAUUUGACUUGAAAAAAACAAAACAAAACAAAACAAAACAAAACCAAGUGUGCUUUGCGAUAUUUAUUACACAAAGAGCUUGCUGCUGCUUUUAAAUUUUAUUUUUGAAUUCGAUUGGCAUAAUUAUGAUCCAUGUGUUUGAUUUUCUGUUGGCUCCUCCAUGGCUCCAGUUGCCAUAGAUUCCCCCCCCUCGACAACAACAAAACCAAACCACCUUUGCUGCUUGAAUCUCUGGUCCCGGGGGAAAGCCAACUCAAGAGUGUAUUACAUUAAUAACUGCACCUGCCCUCACUGGAGCCGGAAAUCUAAAAGGAGCCCUGGGCUGGGCCACAGCUGGAAAGUAGGGCCCAGAAUGGACUUUAUUUCAGCUCCACAAGAGUCAGUGUUAACAGUUAUUAAGAGCUGAGAUUAUAUGUGUGCAUGUAUAUGUGUAUGUGAGAGAGAGAGAGAGAGCUCGCAUGAGUACCACUCAUUGUAGUUGUCCAACAGUCAGACACUCACGGUGAGGAUGAUGUUUCUGGGAAAAGUCCAGGCUUCUCUCCACCUUAAAUCCUUGUUUGCAUCCUGGAAGCUUCUUGCUUGGUGGGGAUGGGCCUCACUUCACCAGUCGUGGGGAUGCCUUUUGUCUGUCCCACUGAUUUUCCUCUCCUCCCAUGUGCUUCCACCACCCCGAUGCCACACUAACAGUCUUGCAGUAACUAGAGUGUCUGGAAAGCCUAAGGGGCGAGUUCUUCCAGCCUACACUACCCCUUUUAGGAACCCACAUACUGAAAAGAAAAGCAUCUACUCUAAUGGUUGCCAGGGUUUCUGCUUGCGGGGAGGGUCUUCCUAUCAGACCCCUACCAGGACCUUCUACCAGCUUGGCAGACAGGGCCAGUGUCAGCUCACAUUUAUUAAUUACCCAGCUGUAUGUGGCCCUGGGCCAGGCCCUCUGGAGCCAGAGGUCAGUGUGGAGGAACCAGUUUCCCCAAGUGCCAAAGCCCUGCAAGGCAGUGUUAGAGCAGAAGCUCCCCAUGGUCACCCACCCAUCUUUUCCCUUGAAGGACCAGUCACUGCACCCCCUCUCUCCUGCCUGACUGCCUGUGGUAUGCAUAGGACUGUACUUUCAAGCAGGUAAACAGGAAAAGAUACCAAGUCCAUUGGAAGCUUAUCUUGGGGAAGAGGAAGCCUCAGCCCCAUCCCCAAACAAAUCCCAACAUUUUAAUAAAGGGUUCUAACCCUAGUCCCUUCCCUGGGGGUGUGGAAGAGACUUUCUCAGCUAAACAGCCCUAUCUGCCCAAGGGCUGGGGGCCAACCAAUAGCCACUGAAGCAUGAGUGCAUUAGUAGAGUGCCAGCGAUUUAAUGACCUCAAGCAUAUGCAGGGCGGGAGCCCUAGAGCACUCUGCUGUCUGUGACCAAUUAGUAGUGCUAAUGAGGCCACCAGGAUCUCUAGUCAAAUCCCUUUAAGGUCAGUUAGUUUGGUACAAUAUAAGCCUUUCACAGCCACACACCAACUAGCCCCCUUACCAGGCCUAGCGUCUUCCCAAAUGCUCUUGGUCACAAAUAUGAUGGGGAAAGGAAGAGAGCGUGUUAUUUCAAAUUUGUCUUCCUCCCCUGAAAAACAGCUCUAGGCAGACACCACAACAGUGGGAGAGUAGCAAAGAACAACAUACCCAAAAGUCUCAGUGUAAUCAGCUGGAAUCCCAAUCAUAGGACCCAAGAAGAGCCCCUGACGCACCAGGGUCCCCUUCUUGGAGUCUGGUUUCAGUCACGUAAUUGCCUAGUGUACUCUUUCCCAAACUGCAGCUCUGCUCUCGUCAAGGGUCAGACUCCAGAUUGUAGAGGGUAUAUGUUUCUCUUCUGGCCCUGGGCCUAGCCCUCGUCAAGCUAACAUAUACAUCUCUCUUGUGUCCCCAAUGACAACUCUGACCUAUCUCAUCUUCUGAAGAAGAAAAGUGAAAGUGUUUCUGUGGUUUAAUCUUUUGACUAAAAAUGUAACUUGGGGAAAAAAAUAACAAUAAAAGUUUUUAAUAGCUUG
Messenger RNA from Gracilinanus agilis (Agile Gracile Mouse Opossum), 3022 nucleotides. RefSeq names its product catenin beta interacting protein 1 (gene CTNNBIP1). Gene Ontology annotation, molecular function: beta-catenin binding. The record is from RefSeq and is a predicted model, not a curated record. The transcript has 5 exons. Lineage: Eukaryota; Metazoa; Chordata; Mammalia; Didelphimorphia; Didelphidae. Gene Ontology annotation, cellular component: beta-catenin destruction complex; nucleus; cytosol. Gene Ontology annotation, biological process: negative regulation of Wnt signaling pathway. Bases 192 to 437 code for a protein of 81 amino acids.